AUGACACGGUCCGAGACGGCGUACGACGAGCGGACGCGGUUCCUGUACACGGAGCUGGCCGGGUCGUGGCUCAUGUUUGCCUUUUUCGAGGCGGUCGGGCUGCGGGUGCUGGCGCGCGGGGACGACGGCGGGCGGCGGGCGUGGAGGGUCGUGUGCGCGGCGGGGCUGCUACAGGACGCGCUGUACGUGGUGAGCAUGGGGCAGGCGGUCGGGGACGAGCGCCGCAUCCCUUUUCUCCGCCAUCGUGAUGGUUCGCUCGCGGGCCGCCCUCGCCGCUCUGCGGCCCUCGCCGUCGCUGCUCCCCUUACGCCCGACCGCGCGCGCUCCCCUCCCUCUCCCUCUCCUUCGCCGCGCCCUCUCCACCACGACCCCCGUCACUCCGCCCCCGACCCAAUCCCACGACGGCGCGCCCAAGACCGAACCCCCGACCACCGCCGCCUCGGCGCGCAGCAAAAGCUCUUCACGACGUCCGUCUACAGCCCCGGCUCGCCCCUGCUCCUCCCCACGGCAAGCGCAUCGCCAACCGCCUCGUCGACUUUUGCGCAAGCAGUACGUCCGCUACGGCUUCGACGAGGUCGACACGCCCACCAUUUACAAAAGGCCCUGUGGGAGAAGUCGGGCCACCUCGAAAACUACGCCGAGGACAUGUUCUCCGUCACGAGCAACCCCCGCACCACCACCUCUUGCUGCGGCACCCACGGCGACGACGCCACCGCCUCCGCCACCGCCGUCGAAGAGGACGAGGGAGACUACGGCCUCAAGCCCAUGAACUGCCCGGGCCACUGCCUCAUCUUCGCCUCGGAACCCCGCAUCUCGGGCGCCCUGUCCGGCCUCACGCGCGUCGAGCGCGAGAUCCGCCGCUCCCUCGGCUUCGUGCGCUUCGUCUACUCGGUCCUGCAAAUCGGCGUCAGCUACCGCCUCGCCCUGUCCACCCGGCCCGCUGACCACUUCAUCGGCACCGCCGAGGAGUGGGACCGCGCCGAGUCCGCCCUCAAGCGCGCGCUCGACGCCUCGGGCCAGGCCUGGAGCGACUCGGACGGCAAGGAGCACCAGACCGCCACUAUCCAGCUCGACUUCCAGCUGCCCAAGCGCUUCGGCCUCAAGUACGAGGCCCCCGCCCCCGAGCUCGAGGCCCGCGGCGAGGAGACCACCGACCGGAGCUCCUGGCCGUCAACGGCCACGUCACCCCCGUCCUCGUCCACCGCGCCGUUCUCGGCUCCGUCGAGCGCCUCAUGGCCCUCCUCAUCGAGCGCUACGACGGCAAGUGGCCCUUUGGCUCAACCCCGCCAGGUCGCCGUCCUCACCGUCAACGACGCUCCCGCUACCGUCGCCUGGGCCAACGCCGUCCGCAACGUCCUCGAGGGCCACGACGGCGAGGACGGCCUGGAGACCGGCGCCGUGACCGAGGGUAUGAAGCAGCCCACCGGCCUUGCCGUUGACCUUGAUCUGCGCGCCAUCACCAUGGGCCGCAAGAAGCACCAGGCCGAUUCAAAGGGCUACGGCCUCAUUGUCGCCAUCGGCGAGCGGGAGGCCGCGGAUAAGACCAUCACUGUUUCGGGCCCCAGCCUGCCUGGCGGCGGAAGGAAAACCAUGUCGCCAGAGGAGCUUCUAAACAUGAUGGAGAAGAUGGUGGCCACGUUCCAAUAA
Messenger RNA from Parascedosporium putredinis, 1647 nucleotides. Lineage: Eukaryota; Fungi; Ascomycota; Sordariomycetes; Microascales; Microascaceae. The record is from the annotation of a GenBank genome assembly.